AAAGCAUAGGAAAAAUGAGCCACAAACAAUCCCAGAUCUAGCAAAGGCAAGCAAGUCGCAGUGGAGAAAUUUUUGGCUAUAAAUAAGCCAAAGGCCUGUCCGCAAAAUUCGCGCUGUUCUCUUCUACACAAUUAGUUGAAGAAGAAGAAGAGGGAACCAAAAGAACUAGUCUUUCUACCUCUCCGCAAGAGCAAUGGCGUCUCACAUUGUUGGAUACCCCCGUAUGGGACCCAAGAGAGAGCUCAAGUUUGCUUUGGAAUCAUUCUGGGAUGGGAAGAGCAGUGCUGAAGAUCUACAAAAGGUUGCAGCUGAUCUCAGGUCUUCCAUCUGGAAGCAGAUGGCUGAUGCUGGGAUCAAGUACAUUCCCAGCAACACUUUCUCCUACUACGAUCAGGUGCUUGACACCACUGCCAUGCUUGGUGCUGUUCCACCAAGAUACGGCUGGAAUGGUGGUGAGAUUGGAUUCAGCACCUACUUCUCUAUGGCCAGAGGAAAUGCAUUUGUACCCGCUAUGGAAAUGACCAAGUGGCUUGACACCAACUACCAUUUUAUUGUCCCUGAAUUGGGCCCCGAUGUGAAUUUCUCCUAUUCUUCACACAAGGCUGUAGAUGAAUACAAGGAGGCUAAGGCGCUUGGAGUGGAUACUGUUCCAGUCAUUAUUGGCCCAGUAUCAUACUUGUUGCUGUCAAAACCUGCAAAGGGUGUUGAGAAGACCUUUUCUCUUCUCUCUCUUCUCGACAAAAUUAUCCCUGUCUACAAGGAAGUUAUUUCCGAUCUCAAGGCUGCUGGUGCUUCAUGGAUUCAAUUUGAUGAGCCCACACUUGUGUUGGAUCUUGAUUCACACAAAUUGCAAGCAUUUACUGAUGCCUAUGCUGCUCUAGAAUCAACCCUUUCUGGCUUGAAUGUACUCGUUGAGACCUACUUUGCUGAUGUCCCUGCUGAGGCAUACAAGACUCUCACAGGAUUGAAGGGUGUCACAGCAUAUGGCUUUGAUUUUGUUCGUGGAGCUAAAACUGUUAAUUUGAUUAAGGGUGGAUUCCCCAAGGGAAAACACCUCUUUGCUGGAGUGGUUGAUGGAAGGAACAUUUGGGCCAAUGAUCUUGCUGCUUCUCUCAGCACAUUGGGGGAUCUUGAGGGCAUUGUUGGAAAAGAUAAACUUGUGGUCUCCACCUCUUGCUCGCUUCUCCACACUGCCGUCGAUCUUGCUAAUGAGCCUAAGCUGGACAAGGAAAUAAAAUCAUGGUUGGCUUUUGCUGCCCAGAAAAUUGUUGAAGUCAAUGCAUUGGCCAAGGCUUUGGCUGGGCAGAAGGAUGAGGAAUUUUUCUCUGCUAAUGCUGCUGCUCAAGCUUCAAGAAAGUCGUCCCCAAGGGUGACCAAUGAGGCUGUCCAAAAAGCUGCUGCUGAUUUGAAGGGUUCUGAGCAUCGCCGAGCAACCAAUGUGAGUGCUAGACUUGAUGCUCAACAGAAGAAGCUUAACCUUCCAGUUCUUCCAACUACCACCAUUGGAUCCUUCCCUCAGACCAUUGAACUCAGAAGGGUUCGACGUGAAUACAAGGCCAAGAAAAUUUCUGAGGAGGAAUAUGUCAAGGCCAUUAAGGAGGAAAUCAACAAAGUUGUCAAGCUCCAGGAAGAGCUUGAUAUUGAUGUCCUGGUUCAUGGGGAACCUGAGAGAAAUGAUAUGGUUGAGUACUUCGGAGAGCAAUUGUCAGGAUUUGCCUUCAGUGCUAAUGGAUGGGUGCAGUCUUAUGGAUCUCGUUGUGUGAAGCCACCAAUCAUCUAUGGUGAUGUUAGCCGCCCCAAGCCAAUGACUGUCUUCUGGUCCUCUACAGCUCAAAGCAUGACUGCUCGCCCAAUGAAGGGGAUGCUUACAGGCCCUGUUACCAUUCUUAACUGGUCCUUUGUUCGGAAUGACCAGCCUAGAUCUGAAACUUGCUACCAGAUUGCUUUGGCUAUCAAGGAUGAAGUGGAGGAUCUUGAGAAGGCUGGUAUCAAUGUUAUCCAAAUUGAUGAGGCUGCUUUAAGAGAAGGUUUGCCUCUUAGGAAGUCUGAGCAAGCUUUCUACUUGGAAUGGGCUGUCCACUCCUUCAGGAUUACCAACUGUGGUGUCCAGGACACGACUCAGAUCCACACUCACAUGUGCUAUUCAAACUUUAACGACAUCAUCCACUCGAUCAUCAACAUGGAUGCUGAUGUGAUCACCAUUGAGAACUCGCGAUCUGAUGAGAAGCUCCUGUCAGUCUUCCGUGAGGGAGUGAAAUACGGUGCUGGAAUUGGCCCUGGUGUCUAUGACAUCCACUCUCCUAGAAUACCGUCAACAGAAGAAAUUGCUGACAGGAUCAACAAGAUGCUUGCGGUGCUCGAGACCAACAUUUUGUGGGUUAACCCUGAUUGUGGUCUCAAGACCCGCAAAUACUCUGAGGUGAAGCCAGCACUCAGCAACAUGGUUGCUGCUGCUAAACAACUCCGAACCCAGCUCGCCAGCGCCAAAUGAAUGGUUUAAGAGUGUUGGAAUUCAAUUUGCUAAGAAGGCGGAGAAAUCUUGUUUUAUUGUUCUAAUGACUGUGUGAUGAAAUAUUUAGUUGGUUGAUAUGCUCUGGGACCCAUUUUUUUUUUUUUCCUUUAUUUUCUUUACAUUAAUAUUUUUGUAUUUUUGAGGCACAGCCUCCUUAUCUUUCCGAAGGCAUCAAACUGCUUAAUGUAUAAGUGAAGGCAAUGCCAUUACCAGUU
This is a messenger RNA of Ziziphus jujuba (common jujube), 2727 nucleotides long. RefSeq names its product 5-methyltetrahydropteroyltriglutamate--homocysteine methyltransferase. The coding region runs from base 194 to 2491 and encodes 765 amino acids. Gene Ontology annotation, molecular function: zinc ion binding; 5-methyltetrahydropteroyltriglutamate-homocysteine S-methyltransferase activity. The record is from RefSeq and is a predicted model, not a curated record. The transcript is spliced from 12 exons. Lineage: Eukaryota; Viridiplantae; Streptophyta; Magnoliopsida; Rosales; Rhamnaceae.